Conger conger (European conger) is the source of this 2051-nucleotide messenger RNA. RefSeq names its product vimentin-like. Gene Ontology annotation, molecular function: structural constituent of cytoskeleton. The record is from RefSeq and is a predicted model, not a curated record. Gene Ontology annotation, biological process: intermediate filament organization. NCBI's taxonomy places the organism in Eukaryota, Metazoa, Chordata, Actinopteri, Anguilliformes, Congridae. Gene Ontology annotation, cellular component: cytoplasm; axon; plasma membrane.
UCCAAGCCUCUCGAUGCAGCUCGUCCUCGUUUGGGGCAGUUCUGCGUGGAGUUUUUGGAGUUGCUUGCGUGGAGGUCCAGUACCAAGACAAAAAAAACAAACAAAAAAACAAACUCGUGAAACACAUUGAAGAUAUUUUCUUUUUACAAAAAACGCUAAAAGGAUUACAAAAAUGAAUACGAGAAUGCAGUCUUCGUACAAGAGGAUGUUCGCAGAGAAGCCCACGGUGGUCCGGUCCUCCUAUUCCGCCCGCCAAUACUCCAAUCCCUCGGUCCGCUCGCGCGUCAGCUACGGCGUCUCAUCCAUGCCGACCAUCUACGCCACCAAAAGCUCCAGGGUUCGCAUGAGCGCCCCGAUCCCGCGGCACUCCGCCGAGACGCUGAACUUCGCCCUGUCCGACGCCAUCAACACCGAGUUCAAGGCCACGCGCACCAACGAGAAGGCGGAGAUGAUGCACCUGAACGACAGGUUCGCGAGCUACAUCGAGAAGGUGCGCUUCCUGGAGCAGCAGAACAAGAUCCUGGUCGCGGAGCUGGAGCAGCUGAAAGGCAAGGGCACGACCCGCAUCGGCGACCUGUACGAGGAGGAGAUGCGCGAGCUGCGGCGCCAGGUGGACCAGCUCACCAACGAGAAAGCCCGGGUGGAGGUGGACCGCGACAACAUGGCGGAUGACAUCGAGCGACUCCGGGAGAAAUUCCAGGAUGAGAUGGUUCAGCGCGAGGAGGCCGAAACCAACCUGCAGGGCUUCCGGCAGGAUGUGGACAACGCUUCCCUGGCCCGGGUGGACCUGGAGCGGAAGGUGGAGUCCCUGCAGGAGGAGAUCGCCUUCCUCAAGAAGCUCCACGACGAGGAGAUCGCUGAGCUGCAGGCACAGCUGCAGGAUCAGCACGUGCAGAUCGACAUGGACGUGGUCAAACCGGACCUGACCGCAGCCCUGAGGGACGUGCGUCUGCAGUACGAGAACCUGGCCGCCAAGAACGUCACAGAGUCCGAGGACUGGUACAAGUCCAAGUUUGCGGAUCUCUCGGAGGCCGCAGCCCGGAAUAACGACGCUAUCCGCCAGGCCAAGCAGGAGGCCAGCGAUUACCGCCGGCAGGUGCAGGCGCUCACCUGCGAGGUGGACGCCCUGAAGGGGAUCAAUGAGUCCAUGGAGAGGCAGAUGAGGGAGCUGGAGGAGAACUUCUCCCUGGAGGCGGGCGGUUACCAGGACAACAUGACGCGGCUGGAGGAGGACAUCCGCAGCAUGAAGGAGGAGAUGCUGCUCAACGUCAAGAUGGCGCUCGACAUCGAGAUCGCCACCUACAGGAAGCUCCUGGAGGGAGAGGAGAGCAGGAUCACUACCCCGAUGCCCAAUUUAUCCUCCUUUAACCUGAGAGAGUCCAUGCUGGAGUCCCGGCCGAUGAUUGACAACAUCUCCAAGAAGGUGGUGAUCAAGACCAUCGAGACCAGAGACGGACAUGUGAUCAACGAGUCCACCCAGCACCAUGACGACCUGGAACUGGAAUAAACCGCCACCUGAUUGGCCGCCAGAAACACGGCAGACCUAGCGCAGACACUGAGAGGUAGAGAGAGGGAGAGAGGAAGAGAGAGGGAGGGAGAAAGAGAUCGUAAGAGGAAGGGAAAUGGGGUGGGGGGGAGGGGGUGGUGAUUCUGUUUUUUUUUGUGAGAGAAAUACAUUUGAGAAAAAAAAAACUACAGAAAUACAAAGCAAGAAAAAAAAAAGCUUUAAAAGUGCCUUUUUCCGUGAUAUAAAGGACGGGCUGUUAGUGUGCUAGUGGGGAGAAUAGAGAGCGUAGAAUCGCAGGUUGUUCUUCUGAAUGUUAAUGUUUACCGCACCGUCUUUAGUUUACAUUCAGACAGGAAGACAUAGCAAUACUCUGAGCAACACAGUAAAACAAAACCCUUUGUUUUUAACUGACCAAAUCUUUUGGGGUGAAACAGCAUUUUCCCCCUUUUAUUUCUCUGUCGGUGUCUCCAAGCCAAGCAACGUGUAAGCAAUAAAGAAACUGUCACUGCUUCCGUACGUCAAUAAACCUUUCGAAAAAAGAAAA